This is a messenger RNA of Labrus bergylta (ballan wrasse), 2282 nucleotides long. Its product is annotated as transmembrane protein 144. Gene Ontology annotation, biological process: carbohydrate transmembrane transport. Gene Ontology annotation, cellular component: membrane. Gene Ontology annotation, molecular function: carbohydrate transmembrane transporter activity. The record is from RefSeq and is a predicted model, not a curated record. NCBI's taxonomy places the organism in Eukaryota, Metazoa, Chordata, Actinopteri, Labriformes, Labridae.
CGCACCGAAGUCGCAUGAAAGACUUUCCUAACUUGGGAACCCUUAACAUCUGAGCAGCAUGUGAGCGCAGGGAUGGUGCCUCGGCUUUAGGCUUUGGAAAGUGAGAUUGGGCUUUUCAUUUUCAUUUCGGUCAUGUAUUCGCUGCAGCCUCUAUGUGUCAGGCUCAUUGAUUGGAUAAUUGGCGGCACCUGGAUGAGAGAAACCCCUCGACCCUGAAGACGCACGGCACGCGGCCUCCUGCUGGCUUUUUACGCAAUCAAAGAAAACAAAUAUUCAUUUUUUUAAAAUGUUUGAGGCAAAAUACGUACCUUUGCUUUUAUGUGUCUCUGGGUUAUUGAUUGUGAUUUGUCAGGGCAUUGAAAAUGGUACUGGACAAGAAAUCGAAAAUGUUGUAUCUGGAGAAAUGUGGAGAUUUAAUUACACUAUUAACUCCACCAAUAUGACUCAUUUUGCUUAUGGAAUUACUGCAAAUGUGGUUGCUGUGUUGCUCUAUGGAAGCAACCUUGUUCCCGUCAAAAGAAUAGAGACAGGAGAUGGUAUGUUUUUUCAGUGGGUCACCUGCGCAGCGAUUUGGGUCGUAGCUAUGCUCGGAGACUUGAUGCUUCACACACCCAAGUUCCAUCCUUUUGCGAUGCUCGGAGGUUUCAUCUGGGCCACAGGGAAUAUUCUAGUUGUUCCAAUUGUCAAAGCGGUCGGCCUCAGUCUUGGGGUUUUAAUUUGGGGAUCCUCUAGUUUGUUGAUGGGCUGGGCCAGUACGAGAUUUGGCUGGUUUGGGAUUAAUGCUCAGGAUGUCUCCAGGCCUGUAUUAAAUUAUUGUGGAGCGGCGCUUUGUCUGCUCAGCGGCCUCAUCUUUUUCUUUGUGAAAUCAGACGUGGAUUUGCAUAACAGUUCUGAAACCAUCCCCUUACUUAUCGACAGAGAGGAUCAGUUCCUGCCACUCGGUCUCUCAAAAAGACCCGUUUCAGGCAUCAACGGGCCGAGCUCUACACCGUUCUGGAUCGACAUAAUCGGAACAAAGACCAGGCGGUUCAUCGGCUGCAUGCUGGCCGUGCUCUCCGGCCUGCUGUACGGCUCCUCCUUCACGCCCAUCCUCUACAUCAAAGCUCGCUCUGCUUGCACUGACUGCAUCUUCCAGGGAGCCAGUGCUUUUGACCUGGACUACGUGUACGCACAGUGCUGUGGUAUUUUUGUCGCGAGCACAUUGUACUUUGCCAUCUACUGUGCUGCCAUGAGAAACAGGCCCAGAGUCUACUCCAAAGCCAUCCUACCAGGUAUGUUGUCUGGCGUGAUGUGGGCAUUGGCAACAUACUGCUGGUUCCUGGCCAAUAACUACCUGAGUGCAGUUAUUACCUUCCCUAUCGUCACGGCAGGAUACGGUCUGGUUGCAGCACUGUGGGGAUGUUUGGUGUUUAAAGAGAUAAAGGGGUUAUCCAACUGCUUCGUCUUCUUGCUGGCGUCCUUUGUCGUCCUGACCGGCUCCUUGCUGACGGCCAUCUCAAAACUCUAAUGUUUGAACGUUUUCUGUACUCACCUUUUUUCAGAGUUCUUCGUUUCACGUUUGGAAAAAAGGAAAUGACCUUGGUUUUAUAAAAGUGUCAGACCGUGUGGUUGAAACAGACCACCAUGCAUGUCGGUUGAGAUGAAUGUAAGCGCUUUUUGUUUGCCGCCUUCUGGAAGCGGACGGGGUUAAUACUUUGAGCAGACAUUUGGUGGCAGUGUCUUACAGGAACUCUGGUUUGAUCUGAGAGGGCCGUUUGCUGUUGAACUCUGAAUUUGUUACUGAAAAAUGUUUCAACGUUUGUGUUGUUUGAAUGUUCUAGUAAUUUAUUUGUUUAAAGAAUAUAUUUUGUCACAUGCUAUGUUCAGCUGCUACUAACGGUGUCCAUGCAUCACUUUUAACACUUUCCACGCACGCUUAUUGUCACUGCAGAGGGGGCGGUUCGCUAGACACAUUUCUAUUUCACUAACGGGGGAGUUUGUUUUCAUGUUUCCAGAACAAAAAUCAAAUGAGUUGUCAGAGGAGUUUCUCUUGUGUUUUUUUCCCCACACAUGCUGCUAUUAAAAACAUCUGAUACUGACAGAUCUGCUCCUACACACAACCUUUCACUCUACAUUGUUUUCUGUAUCACGGCUGGCUCUGUGUAUUUCUCUUUCUGUCAACAUCCCUGUACUUCGUUUUGUUUGGCAUGUCUUAGCCUCUUUCCAGCUGUAACAUUAAGGCAGUGAGCUCUUAUUGAUUGGAUGGUGUGUGUGAGAGAAUAUAAACAUGUGCUUAAAGCUGA